AAACGAUUGGAUUUGAAAACAAACUUUGAGUGAAACGCACAAACAUUUCUGACAUUUAAAACACACUUUUCAUCGCAAUUAUUGUCAAUUCAUUGAACCAAUUGAUGCCUAAAUUGAGUGUUUCAUAAGUUUUGACACAAAAAUGUUUGGCUUCUUAAGGAAAACAACUAUCUGCAACCGGGGUAUGAAGUUGUAUGAGCCGGAUGUGGUCACCCAGAGGGCAACCCUCGCACUCUCGUGAUUCUGGUUCCCAGAGGCACAGUUCGGAUGCGCACCGGGAGUAUGUAUCUGUUUGCGAAGUGAUCCGGACUCGAGUGGGCUAUACGGGUGGCACGACACCGAACCCCACUUACCACAAGUUAGGCGAUCACACGGAGACCAUUGACAUCCAAUACGACCCCAAUAUCACCACUUAUGAGAAAAUUCUGGGCAUGUUUUGGGACAACCAUUCGCCGACCCAAUGCCACAAAAGGCAAUAUAUGUCCGCUAUUUUCUACCACAACCCACACCAGAAGCAAUUGGCCGAAGAGUCGAUGAAAGAGAUGCAGAAGAAGUACGCGAAACCAAUUCAGACACUGAUAUUGCCGUCCGAAGUGUUUUAUGAGGCGGAGGACUAUCACCAGAAGUUUAUGUUAAGGAAACACCAGAAUCUGGUCAAUAGUCUGGGUUUGAGUGACAAGCAGUUGAUUGGUUCGCAUAUCGCGGGCAGACUUAAUGGCUAUUUGGGACACUUCGGCACUUUCGAGGCCUUCAACAAAGAGGUGGACAAUUGGGGCAUCACUUCCCACCAGAAGGACUACGUAUUGGAACAAAUGAAGUCUUCGGAUUUCGGUCACUGUUAGGCCUUCCGUGUUAUGGAUCUGUGCGUAGAUUUAGUGAUAAUUAAGUGAUACAAUGGAUAACUAAAUGAUAAUAUGAUUGCC
Molecule: messenger RNA, 923 nt
Organism: Oppiella nova
Lineage: Eukaryota; Metazoa; Arthropoda; Arachnida; Sarcoptiformes; Oppiidae
Source: the annotation of a GenBank genome assembly